Messenger RNA from Mya arenaria, 2467 nucleotides. Its product is annotated as la-related protein 7-like. Gene Ontology annotation, biological process: RNA processing. Lineage: Eukaryota; Metazoa; Mollusca; Bivalvia; Myida; Myidae. Gene Ontology annotation, molecular function: mRNA binding. The transcript has 13 exons. The coding region runs from base 81 to 1883 and encodes 600 amino acids. Gene Ontology annotation, cellular component: nucleus. The record is from RefSeq and is a predicted model, not a curated record.
CAAUCGUAUACGCUGAUACAAACAACAGCGCGAGUAACCUGGAACGGUGAUAAAUUGGUUGAUUAUAAGACUACUUCAUAAUGGAAGAAGGUGAAAAUGUUGAUCAACGCAAAGCCAAGAAACCUCGACACAGGAUGAAAUCUCUGUAUACCAACAUAAGAAACCAGAUGGAGUUUUACUUCAGUGAUGCAAACUUGCACAAGGAUCGGUUUCUGAAAAAAGCCAUUGAAGCUACCUCAGAUGGAUACAUUGCCCUCGACACUUUCCUGGGAUUCAACAAAAUGAAGUCCCUUACUUCAGAUAUGCACAUGUUGGCGGAGGCCCUGCAUGACAAAUCUGAUAUGCUCCAGGUAAAUGAAGAAAAGACCCAUGUAAGAAGAACCACGCCCAUCUCAGAACCUGUCAAUGUGGAUGAGCGCACAGUCUAUGUGGAGUGUUUGCCACAUGGGAUGGGUCACGACUGGGUUCGGCGGGUAUUUUCCCCAUGUGGGAAGGUGGUCUACGUCAGUCUGCCCCGCUACAACAGCACGGGCGAUAUGAAGGGCUUCGGGUUUGUGGAGUUUGAGACUGUAGAGGGUGCAGAGGCUGCUUGUAAGGAGUUGAACAACCCUCCAGCUAAUUUCUCCCACAGAGUAGGGAUGUUUCCCAAGUCGAGCCAUCAGCUUGAGGCCAUUAAGAAGAAGUUGCCAACUGACCAGAUUAUUGCUACAGAAGAAAAAGCUAAGGGAUUGCUAGUGUCAGAGGAGAUGGUGGAAGGUGACGCAGAAAGUAAAGUCAAUGGCUCCGGUAAUAAGUCGGAGAAAGGUAAAAAACGUAAGACUGAAACUGAUGAAAUGAAAGCCAGCAAGAACGAUAGUAAGAGUGAAAAAAAUGAGAACCAAACAGGUAGUAGUAAAUCAGAAACUGUUGGAAAAGCUGGUAAAUCAAAAAGGCGAAGAACAAACAGUGAAACUGUUGUAGAUUCAGAGACUGCUGAAAGUCCUAUGAAAAGAAAGAAAUCCGAAGUGUCAUUUAAUGUACCAGAUAAAGACAAAGAAUCAAAUGCUGAAGAUGAGGGUAAAAGUACUUCAGGUGGUAAAAAAAGAGCUAAAAAGCGGAAAAGCAGAUCUAAAACAUCUGAUGACUCUGUAAACACCUCAAAAGAUGAAAGUGGUACAGAAAAGUCGAGUGAGGGUGUUCCAGCAAAGAAAGUUAAAAUAGACACUGAUAGUGCUAAUGAGCCAAGUGAGAAAAGUGGUUCUGAGAUGGAAUCAGCAACAGAGAACAUUGGCAUUGAUAAGGAAAACAAGACAAAGAAGAAGAGAAGGAGGAGAAAGAAGUCAAAGAGUGAAAAAGAAGUUCCAGAGCUUCGAGUUAUCGCAAAGAAAGAGUGGCUGGUUUUGAGAGAGGAGUAUCUCAAACUACAGAAGGCCAGCAUGGCCAUGUUGAAAAAGACCCUCAAACCCCCACACACAGAAUCCAAGCAUAAAGAAGGUGACAAGGACAGCAAGGAGCGCAAAGAGAUUGAGUUUCUGGCGGAUGUUAUAGUAAAAGUCUCAUCCGAGCAACCCCUCAAGAGGAAAGAUCUCAAGGCCAGCUUAGGAGAGGAGGUACAGGUUGCCUACAUCGACAUCGGGGAAAGCCAAACAGAAGGCUUCAUACGCUGUAAGGACACAACCUCGGCCAGGACGGUAGCGGACAAACAACAAGAAGGAGUCAAGUUUUCUCUCAUCACUGGUGACGAGGAGAAGCAGUACUGGGAUAAACUAACAGCGGACCGGGAGGCCAAGUUGGGAAACAAGUGCAGGAACAAACGACGCGGACAGCAGAAGUGGAUGGAGAAAGCCCAAAAAGCCAGUGUCGAAAAUUGGGAGAGAAAGCACAUUGUUUUUGAUGAUGAAUGACUUCUUCCCAGUAACGCAGACAAUCGAUUCUUCACAUUUACAACAAUGACGAACGACUUCUUCCCAGUAACACAGACGAUCGAUUCUUCACAUUUACAACAAUGACGAACGACCUCUUCCUGUUUGCUAAUUAUGAAUGACUUCAUCUCAUAAGCACCGAUGACUGACUUCAGCAGUAUAUUGUUUAGUUGUGACACAAACUCAUUUCAUUCGGGGAAAUGCAUCAGUCACUGGAAGGUGAAUGGAAUUUCAUUGUGUUCAAAGACAAAUAUCAUUCAAUGCAGUCGUUGUUUGUUUUAACAUUUAACUGUGUUACGAUUAAUACAUUGGCCAUCAGUUGACGGGUAUUAACCUGUAAAUGUCAUGUGCCAUCAGUUGUGGUUUACACAUAAUUAAGUAAGCUUUUUGUUUCUUUGUGAUAAAUUUGAUGAGUCAAUUAUACUAUAAAUUGUUCCACCAACUAUGUAGAUUGUCAAAAUUGAAUUUCAAGCAAUCUUACUACCUUAAAGUGGACUUCCUUCCUCCUCCUCAUAAUUAUGUAUUAAUGAAACUAAAUUUAUUAAAAUGAACUGCAUUCAACACAA